AGCCAUACAAUAGUAGAAAGAAGAAGGCGACUUAUCCUCAUCCGCUGGUUAAUCAGACGUGUGCUUGCUAAAAAUGGCCGCGGAGCAGCAGAAUGAGGUGAAAAUACUGCAAAAGGAGGAAAAUAAAGAGAACAGCAUCGACGGGAGUCUUGGCCUGGAGAUCCUGCAGAUCAUUAAAGACUCUCAGCAGCAGCAUGGACUCAGACAUGGGGAUUACCAGCGCUACAGGGGUUAUUGCUCCAGACGAUUGCGUCGAUUGAGAAAAACCCUGGGCUUUAAAAUGGGCAACAGACACAAGUUUACUGGGAAGAAAGUGACUGUGGAGUUGCUUUCAGACAACAGGCAUCUGUUAUUAGUGUUAAUGGAAGCAGAAAGAGCAUGGAGUUAUGCCAUGCAGCUUAAACAGGAAGCUAACACUGAGCCUCGAAAGCGUUUCCACCUGUUGGCUCGCCUGCGAAAGUCAGCCACACAUGGGGAGCAGCUAGAGAAAUUGUGUGAGAGUCCCCGUGUGGAUGCCAAGACCAAACUGGAAGCUCAGGCAUACACUGCUUAUCUGAAUGGCAUGGUUCAGUUUGAACUGCAGGAAUGGAAAUCUGCAAUGGAGGCCUUUAACAAGUGCAAGACCAUCUAUGAGAAACUGGCAAGUGCUUUUACUGAGGAGCAAGCAGUGCUUUAUCAUCAGAGAGUGGAAGAGAUUUCACCCAACAUCCGAUACUGUGCAUAUAACAUAGGAGACCAGAAUGCUAUAAAUGACCUCAUGCAGAUGAGACUGAGUGCAGGAGGAGGGGGUGGCAUGAUGGCUGAAAAACUGGAGGCGCUGAUUACUCAGACAAGAGCAAAGCAGGCAGCUGUGAUGAGUGAGGUUGAGUGGAGAGGCCGUACAGUGCCUGUCAAAAUUGACAAGGCCAGAAUCUUCCUGCUGGGUCUGGCAGACAAUGAAGCUGCUAUUAUACAGGCAGAUAAUGAAGAAACAAAGGAGCGCCUCUAUGAGAGCCUGCUGGCGGAGUGUAGAGACACCAUCCAAGCUGUCAGAGAGGAGCUCAGGAACGAUGUGAAGCAGAGAGAGAGAGCAGCAGAAGGUGCUGAAAGUGGCAAGGUGUCUAAUCUGCAGUACCUGCACAGCUACCUGACAUAUAUCAAAUUGUGGACUGUGGUGAGGAGGAAUGAGAGCAUGGCUCAUGCUCUGCAAGCUAAACUAAAGGAGCCACAGACUGAUGAGAACAAGAGAGGCCCCCGACCACAGGACCUCAUACGACUCUAUGAUAUCAUCCUGCAGAGUCUUGCUGAGCUGUCAUCACUGCAGGGUCUAGAGGAGGACCACACCUUCCAGAAAGAAGUAGCACUCAAGACUCUGGUAUACAAAGCUUACAGGUGUUUCUAUAUAGCUCAGUCCUAUGUUCUGGUGAAGAAAUGGAGUGAAGCUCUGGUUCUGUAUGAAAGGGUUCUGAAAUAUACAAGAGAGAUCCAGUCCAAAGCCAAGAGCUUCAAUAACAGCCUUAAGGAUCUUCCUGAUGUCCAGGAGCUGAUUGCUGAGGUCAGUGCUGAAAAGUACUCCCUCCAAGCUGCAGCCAUCUUAGACACAGAGGAUGUUACUGAGGUGCCCCCACAGCAGCAGAUUAAAGACAACACGCCUCUAUAUGACCGUUUGGAUCAUUUCCGGCUAGAUCCCACCCUCUUGAGCAAGCAGCCCAAUCUGGUGCAGUUCCCUCCAGAUUUCCAGCCAAUUCCAUGCAAGCCUCUUUUCUUUGACCUAGCUCUCAACCAUGUGGCUUUUCCACCUCUUGAUGACAAGGUGGAGCAAAAGGGCAAGGGUGGCAUCACUGGCUAUUUCAGAGGCUUCUUUGGCUUUGGAAGCUAAAUUUGCCCUAUUUACCCUAUUUGUCUGUAUUUGAAGUCAUCUGAAUAUAAAUAUCUCCUCAAGACCAAGAGUUAUGGAUCCUAACACAGUCAAACCAUUUCCCCAAAAUAUGCUAUAAUUGGCAUUUAAGCGGUGUAAGUGCAGCCUGUUUGGAAGUUUUUUUUUUUUUUUUUUUUGGUUCUAUAAAACCUGCCAAGUAUAUUAAUCAGUGGUAAUGUUUAAUGCUUCUAUAUCCUCUGUCAUCCAGAGUUUGUUUAGUCCAUUUUUUUUUUUUAAGAUGCCUUUGUUUGCCUAAAUUUCAGUCUACCUAGCACAUUACAAAAUUGGGCUGAUUGUUUCACUGAAGAAGUCUAUACUUAACACCGCUGAGAAUCUAAAAUAUUUGUUCCAACUGUGGGCUUUAGUGAUCAGUCAUUAUGAUGAUAUGAAGAACUCAAUGUUUAUUGUAUUAGAUUGUUACGGUCACUUGAACAAUCAGCUGUGACAUAACACAGGAAAUACUCUCAUCGUUAUCCUGUCUGAUGUAUAGAUACCUUGAAGGACUAUAUGAUAUGUCAUCUGUAAUGUACCUUAAAAAUAUACACUGGCAUAAUUUUGUUUACAAAUCAUGACUUAUAUUUUAAACUAUCGUCUUAAUACAAAGCCAUAAAGAGGAAGCAAAAGAUUUGCUAGUGUUUUGUGAUUUUCAUAUUAUAAUUUGCAUCUUUUGUUUUAAAGAUUCCCUUGUUCUAACUAAUUGCUUUAAACUUGCAGAUAAGUUUUUGCUUUUUUUUUUAAUUCUAUUCCUUUUGUUAGUUUUGUGAGCAAAUGUUGGUGAGAAUUCAUUUAAUCUUCAAUAAACAGACAUUAAACCAUUAUGAUGAUCCUGUUAAAAUGGAUAGGAUGUUAUAAAUUAUGAAACUGAAUGAUUUUUAGUAUGAAGAAGAAAAUAUAACAUUUUUUUUAUCACUGCAUGUACCAUGGAUUUGAACUGGGUCCGAUAUUAAAGGUUUGUCUGCCUGUGUGUUUCUAUACAUGCAAAUCAGGCUAUGUUAAUUAAAUGGCUGUUUAUAUGCAACAUAA
Molecule: messenger RNA, 2920 nt
Organism: Carassius auratus (goldfish)
Lineage: Eukaryota; Metazoa; Chordata; Actinopteri; Cypriniformes; Cyprinidae
Gene: srp68
Product: signal recognition particle 68
Exons: 16
Coding region: 74-1858 (594 amino acids)
Biological process (GO): SRP-dependent cotranslational protein targeting to membrane
Cellular component (GO): signal recognition particle, endoplasmic reticulum targeting
Molecular function (GO): signal recognition particle binding; 7S RNA binding; endoplasmic reticulum signal sequence receptor activity
Source: RefSeq, a predicted model, not a curated record